AUGGCCGCCCCUCUAUACGUGACCCAGUCCGGUCGUCUUUUCCACGCCGGUCUCAUCCUCAUCGUCACCGUCGGACUUCCGGCCAGAGGAAAGACUCAUAUCAGUCGAGCUCUCGAAAGGUAUCUACGAUGGAUGGGCGUUAAGACUACCGUCAAGAGUCUCGGCGACUACAGACGCCGAGUGCUGGGAGGAGCGAAGCACAUUCCUAAGGAUUACUACCUCCUGAACGGUCCGGUCAGCGGGGAGACGACAGCGCUGCGCGAUAAGAUCCGAGUAGAGCUUGAAGAUCAGAUUUGGAAGUUCUUCACGGAGGAAGGAGGACAAGUGUGCAUCUACGAUGCGAACAACUCCACCAAGGAGGCGAGAAAGCAGGUUUCGGAAACGUUCGGAUCCAAGGGUGUUCACGUAAUCUAUCUCGAAUCUUUGUGCGACAAGGAUGAAAUCAUCACGGCCAACAUUCGCGGCGUCAAGCUCUCUUCACCCGAUUACAAGGGUUGGGACCCCGAGCGUGCGGUCGCAGACUACUGGGCGCGAAUCAAGGAUCAAGAGAAGCACUACGAUACCGUUACCGCCGAUGAGGGACCGUUCAUCAAGAUUACGAACGUUGGGGAGCGGAUCGAAGUCAACCGCAUCGAGGGAUACUUGCAGACUCGAUGCUGCUUCUUCCUGAUGAACAUCCACACAAAGCCGCGCACAAUCUACUUCGCAAGGGUAAGAGGCGCAUCGUUGUCCGAAACUGACGCGCAGUCCGGCCAGUCUCUGAUUGAACACUCCUACAAGGCCGACUCUGAUUUGUCACCAGCGGGAUGGGAGUACGCGGAGCGGUUGAAGGCGGCGGUUAGCGCCCGUCGUCGGGCCGUGCGCGAAGAGCGUAAGGCUCGUGGAGAGCCGGUCGACGACAAUAACCUCGUGGUUUGGACAUCUGCGAGACGGCGCGCGCAUCACACUGCGUGGCCGUUCGUACAUGCUGGCUACAAGGUUGUGCAGAAGCCAAUUAUGGGAGAGAUCAAUCCAGGGGUGUGGGACGGUCUCUCUGCGCAGGAGGCCAUGGACAGGUACCCGGAUGAAUGGGAGCGCUUCCUGGCCGAUCCGUAUGCCCACCGUGCACCUCGUGCCGAGUCCUACCACGACUUGUCCGUCCGCCUCGAACCUAUCAUUUUCGAGCUGGAGCGUUGUCAAGACGAUCUCCUCAUCAUCGGCCAUGCGUCCGUCAUCCGCUGCCUGCUGGCAUACCUGGUCGGUCUUCCCCCGAACGAGGUGCCCGCCAUCGAGAUGGCUCGUGGGGACCUUAUCGAGGUCACUCCCGCCAGUUACGGCGUCGUUUCGCGCGCCUUCCACUUCUGGUCGGGCGAGGGCCGUGGUGACUCUGAGGGCAAGAACCUGUACGAGAACUUUGCCGAGAGCGUGUCAAGUGGUGCCGCUGGCAUCGGUAUGGCCAUGUUCUCGAACGAGACAGAGAACAUGGAGCGUGAAGCCGAGGCCGAGGAAGCCAAGGACAAGGAGGCCAAGGCCGAAGUUGUUCGCGCCAAGCUCAAGGAGCGCCUGCAGCGUGGCGGCGAAGGCACGAUGAGUGUGCCUCACAACCGUGGCGGCGGAACGCCGGAAGAGCCCCCAAGUGCUCCGGGUGCGCCUCAGCGCAAGAUGAGCAUCCUCGAGAUCUGA
This is a messenger RNA of Trichosporon asahii var. asahii CBS 2479, 1662 nucleotides long. RefSeq lists its product as uncharacterized. NCBI's taxonomy places the organism in Eukaryota, Fungi, Basidiomycota, Tremellomycetes, Trichosporonales, Trichosporonaceae. Gene Ontology annotation, cellular component: cytosol. Gene Ontology annotation, biological process: fructose 2,6-bisphosphate metabolic process; fructose metabolic process. The transcript has 4 exons. The record is from RefSeq and is a predicted model, not a curated record. Bases 1 to 1662 code for a protein of 553 amino acids. Gene Ontology annotation, molecular function: ATP binding; fructose-2,6-bisphosphate 2-phosphatase activity; 6-phosphofructo-2-kinase activity.